Messenger RNA from Scophthalmus maximus (turbot), 1481 nucleotides. It is a transcript of the gene dbx2, whose product is annotated as developing brain homeobox 2. Gene Ontology annotation, molecular function: DNA binding; DNA-binding transcription factor activity, RNA polymerase II-specific. Lineage: Eukaryota; Metazoa; Chordata; Actinopteri; Pleuronectiformes; Scophthalmidae. Gene Ontology annotation, biological process: regulation of transcription by RNA polymerase II. The record is from RefSeq and is a predicted model, not a curated record. The transcript has 4 exons. Bases 93 to 821 code for a protein of 242 amino acids.
UCACUCAAGAAGGGAUUAACGGAGAAUUUAGUGUCACUGAGCUGUGGCUGCUGAAGAGGGAACUCAAGUGUUCGGGUCACCGUGUGAGCAGGAUGGUCUCAGUUCAGAGCUGCACCAGGAGGAAUAUGCCGGGUUCUCCUCCCGCUUUACCGGGCUUCGGGAGCUCGGGAAAGAGUUUUCUCAUUGACAAUCUGCUGCAGACAUCUUCAGCCCAUUCAGAAGGAACAACAGGCGGACACCUGAGACUAGCAGCAUGCGAACACACGAGGAGAACCUGGGGCCCCCAGCGUGGAGCCUACCAAAGCCAGGCCCAGAGUCCCCAGCAUGUGAAGGACUUAGGAGGAUCACUUCUUCCACACACAGGUGUGCUGAGCAGUGUUUUCCUGAGGAGCCCGCAGUAUCUGCUGGCAUGCUGCGGUGGGUCCAGCCCCCCUCCCGUCUUCUCCAAGGCAGCAAAUCUUCGGAUGUGGUCCGCUGAUGUCAGCCCCAGAGUUCGAAGAGGGAUCCUUAGGAGGGCUGUGUUCUCAGAGGAACAACGGAAAGAGCUGGAGAGAACUUUUCGGAGACAGAAGUACAUCAGCAAGACAGACCGGAACAAACUGGCGGCUGAUCUCAGUCUCAAAGAGUCACAGGUGAAGAUCUGGUUCCAGAACCGACGGAUGAAGUGGAGAAACUGUAAGGAGAAGGAGGUUCAUAAUACUCGUUCUCCCAUGGAUGAGCUCAUGGCCCAAGGUCUCGCCGAGGAAGAGGAGCCAUCGCAGAAUCACACGGCUGCAAAAACACAGAGGUCACCGCCACAAAAGAGUGUCAGGGACACAUGAGGGGCUGCAACGAGUGGAGAGCAAACUAGGGGCUUAGUUACUGAUAGUAACUUUUCUUUCAAUGCACGUCGUUGCAUCAUAAACGUGAUUAGGUUCAACUGCUUGGUCAAUCAUCUCAUCUUAUUGCAUUUCACGGGCUUCAGUAAGCAAUUUCAUGGUUAUUACACUGACAAGUCUUUCCAGGGAAGAUUCAUGCUCUGCGAUUGUAAUUGCAAUCAGUAACGGGGAAAAAUGAGUCACUUCAUUUACUGCAUUUACAAAUCAGACUUUUUUCCCCUAGUAGCAACGAGCAACACUGACAUCAUCAAAGCAUCAUAAUUCAAGGUCAUUGAUGGUGACAUAGUUGUGCACGGCAAGUGCAGUUUAAAAUAAUGCGGGUCGGGUUAGUGUCACGGCAGCCGUCCCCAGCCAAAAAACAGUCCGCACUGCACUUCCUCAGGUCCAACGCACCGACCGAGUCGAUUGGACGGUGGUUGGCGAGAAAAAACCCAAUUGCAGACAAGACCGAUAGAAAGACAUUUCUGGAUAUAUUAGUAGGAUUCUGAAUGUUUUGGUAAGCUCGACUCUAAUACUAUGUCGUUCUCAUAGUCCAAAUCCUUUAUUGCAGUCAAAUUUCUCUUGGUAUAUUUUGUAAAUAUAUUUUUUCAUGAUCUUAAAUGC